Molecule: messenger RNA, 11536 nt
Organism: Pangasianodon hypophthalmus (striped catfish)
Lineage: Eukaryota; Metazoa; Chordata; Actinopteri; Siluriformes; Pangasiidae
Gene: bptf
Product: bromodomain PHD finger transcription factor
Exons: 32
Coding region: 247-9768 (3173 amino acids)
Biological process (GO): regulation of transcription by RNA polymerase II
Cellular component (GO): NURF complex
Molecular function (GO): zinc ion binding; RNA polymerase II cis-regulatory region sequence-specific DNA binding
Source: RefSeq, a predicted model, not a curated record
GCGGCCCGCUGUGUUUGGAGUACACGGAGAGAGAGGAAGCAACAUGGCGACUGCGAGCGACCCGAAGCGGGACGCCGGCCAUUCGCUUUGAGCUUUCUCGCGGUAACCGAGUCCGUGGCUUCACUGGACUACUGCAUCCGUAUCUCUGCGAGUUUAGCUUUCCGUCGGUGCCUGAAAAUUGGAGUUUUCUGCACUUCCGGUGCGCGCUAGGACUGAAAAAGAAAAGAAUAGGUUUUUCUAUGUGUAAUGAGGGGGAGAAGAGGCAGGCCGCCCAAAACCCUGCUGAUGCAGGAGCCUUCUCCAGGGCCGGUGCGCGGUCUCAGACCCCGGAAAGGAUUAAAGGGGAAGGGGAGAGGAGGCAGCGACGACGAUUUUGUGACACCCAAGCGGGGAAACCCUCAUUCAUCGCGGGGGAAGAGGAAAGCUGGAUCCGCGACAUCGCGGGGUAGAGGCAGGGGCAGAGGAGCUGGAAGAGGCAGGGGGAGACGGAGCGCUGCUAGCGCCGUGGUGUACGAUGACCACGAGAGCGAGGAAGAGGAGGAUGCGGUGAGUUUAGCCUCGGAGGAGGAUGACUAUAUGGAAGAAGAGCCUCUCACGGAGGAAGAAGAUGAGGUCAUCGACAACGAGUCGGACUACCUCGAAGAGCUGCCCGAGGAUGAUGAUGAUGAUGCCAGCUACUGCACGGAGAGCAGCCACGGCAGCACUCCAGGCCGGAGGAGACGGCGAGCCCGUCGACCGCCCUCUCCCGUACUGGAGCAGAAAGAGAUCCCUCCCCUGGAGCUGCCAAAGUCCUCAGAGGACCUGCUCAUCCCCCCCGAGCAGCUCCUGAACGCUUCAGCCGUGUACGAGGUGCUGCGCACUUUCAGCACAGUGUUACGUCUCUCGCCCUUCCGCUUUGAGGACUUCUGUGCAGCGCUGGCGGGCCAGGAGCAGUGCGCACUGCUGGCCGAGACACACAUAGCGUUACUCAAGGCCAUUCUGCGUGAGGAGGACUCCUCCAAUACCACAUUUGGGCCAGCUGACCUUAAGGACAGCGUCAACUCUACUCUGUACUUUGUGGACGGCAUGACGUGGCCCGAGGUGGUGCGAGCGUACUGCGAGAGUGAACCCGAGUACAGCGGCGCUGCACUCGAGCACCUGGAGGCUGACGAGUACCCGUACGGGCCGCUGGAGAGCAAGGUGAAGGUGCUGCAGUUCCUUGUCGACCGCUUUCUCACCACUAACAUGGCUCGUGAAGAGCUGAUGAGCGAAGGAGCCGUGCAGUACGACGAUCACUGCCGCUCGUGCCACCGCCUCGGUGACCUGCUCUGCUGCGAAACAUGCUCGGCUGUCUACCAUCUAGAGUGCGUGCGGCCGCCUCUGGAGGCCGUGCCCGAGGAUGAGUGGCAGUGUGAGAUAUGUGUAGCACAUCGUGUGCCCGGUGUCAGCGACUGCGUCACAGAGGCCCAGAGGAGCCGCCCGUACCUGCGGCAGGAGCCCAUCGGCUACGACCGGCACCAGCGGAAGUACUGGUUCCUCAAUCGCAGGGUUAUUGUGGAGGAAGAUGGUGAUGAGGAGGAGGAGAAAGGGAAGAAGAUCUGGUACUACAGCACUAAAGUGCAGCUGGGGGAGCUGAUCGAGGUCCUGGAUAAGGAAUUCUGGGAGAAUGACCUCUGUGCUAUGCUGGAGGAGCUGAGGGAGGAGAUCCAUGCGCACAUGGACAUCACGGAGGACCUCACCAACAAGGCUCGCGGCAGCAACAAGGCCUACCUCACUGUCGCCAACGAUGAGAUCCUCGAAAGGCAGAAGUCUCGUCAGGAGGAGCUCGAUGAGGUGAAGCAGAAAGCUGCAGAGAAGGACGGCCUUGGGUCAAAGGUCAAUGAGGGAUCUGAGGGUGAUAACCCAGCCUCAUCUAUUGCUGACCUGUCUUCUCCACGACCGGACUCCGAAGACGGGACUUCGGCCAGUGACAAGCUUGCGGCUGACGCCCCAGCUCCUCCUGCUGGUGAAGAGAGUAAGAGUGUGUGUGGGCGCCCUCAGGCCGACUCAUCUGGCCCAUCUAAAGCCGACCCUCCAUCCUCAUCUGCGGCAGAGAACCCUGGGGAAGGGGCGCAGAGGGAAUGGGCAGAAAAAAGCUCAGAGUCGGGUUGUGGAGGCAGUGGAGAGCCCGUCCUGGAGAGCGAGCCACCGCAGAUUGCUGAUGAGAACAGCUGCAGCAGUCACUUCUCAAUUUCUGACUGCUUGAGGGCUCCUGAGGAGCCUGACCUCGCAGACCGCUCUUCUCAGUCCUCCCUUAACAGCCAGGACGAUGCCGGUGAGGGUAAAGGAAAUGGCGAUGGUGGAAAGACAGGGUCGGCAACACGCAUGGUGACACGUCUCCGAAACCCGGAAAGCAAAUUAAGCCAGCGCAAGGUCAUGCAGGACAAGGACGCCAGCUCACAGGACAGCAAAGCACUUAAAGAGACUCCUCUGCUGUCCAGCUUGGUCAGGAAAGACCUAGGCCUGAAGACCAGCUCCAGCAGCGGCUUCUUCAAGCUUGGCCAAGAAGGCAAAUUCCGCGUCUACCACAACCAGUACAGCACAAACCCUCUGGCACUUAACAAACACCAGCACCGCGAGGACCACGACAAGCGACGGCACCUCUCACACAAGUUCUGCAUGACGCCUGCCGGAGAGUUCAAGUGGAACGGCUCAGUGCACGGCUCGAAAAUGCUGACCGUGUCCACGCUGAGGCUUACCAUCAUCCAGCUGGAGAACAAUAUCCCUGCACCUUUCCUGCAUCCCAACUGGGCCUCACACAGGUCCAACUGGAUAAAAGCUGUCCAGAUGUGCAGCAAAGCGAGAGAAUUUGCCUUGGCGUUGGCCAUUCUGGAGUGUGCAAUUAAACCAGUGGUCAUGCUCCCAGUGUGGAAGGAUUCUCUCGGUCACACAAGGCUCCAUCGAAUGACCGCUAUGGAGCGGGAGGAGAAGGAAAAGGUGAAAAAGAGAGAGAAAAAGCUGGAGGAUGAAGAGACGAUGCAGCAGGCAACAUGGGUGAAAUACACGUUCCCCAUUAAGCAUCAGGUGUGGAAACAGAAGGGCGAGGAGUACAGAGUGACUGGUUAUGGUGGCUGGAGCUGGGUCAGUAAGACCCAUGUCCCACGCUUUGUCCCUAGAUUACCUGGAAACACAAAUGUAAACUAUCGAAAAGCACUUGAAGCAGCUAAUACUGGCAAGGAAAGUCAGACAUCCUGCCCAGAGAAAUGCCAAAACCCAAUCCCUGAAACCCCAAAGGAACACUCAUCUAGAGAGGAGCAAACACUCAAAGAGGAGGAUGAAAAAAAGGGAGAAAAGAUGGAGGUGGACGAGAAGGCUGUGGCUAAGAGUGAUGAGCUUAACAAAAAUGAAGCCUCUGAAAAGAUGGACAUGAGCACCCCUGACUUCUCUAGCCCCAGUGAAGAAAAAGUUAACAAUAAAAGCACACCCUCACCUUUGAAGAAUGAUCAGUGUGUGAAAGGGGAAAGUAUUGAUUGUGAAGAGUCCAAAGUCAGUGCAGCAGGUCAGCCUCAGGCGUCAAUUGAAGAUGAUGUUGUUAAUGUCAGUCAGGGCUUUCAGCUACGCACAGCUUACAAGAAGAAGGGCAAAGGAUCAAAGCUGGAUGGUCUUCUGGAGCGGCGGGUCAAGCAGUUUGCAUUGGAGGAGAGACAGAGGCUGGAGAAGCUCAAGCAAGUUGCUGCCUCAAAACCCAACACUGAAAAUGGGACAAAGGAUCAGGAGAAGACUUGUCCAUCUCUGAACCAAGAGCUUAAAACUGAAGGACCUUCUUUUGAAGCUACAAAAACUGUUCUGCCUGAUAAGGCAGCAAUCCCAAUGGUGAAGGAAAAAGAUCCUGUAGUACAAAAGCUUGAGUUUGACCAAGAUGAGCAGGUGACACAUGGUUCUUCAGAACGGACUGAAAAUCUUGAUGUCAGACAGGGAUCCAAUGUAAAGACUGAAGCAGCUGCAUCUCUUGCAGAAAAAGAGCAGAAAGUAGCACCAGAACCAGAGCACAAAACAGGGAAUGGCACAUUAAUAACAGACGCUGAGCUUAAUGGAGGUUCUCAGAAAGAUCUGGAAGGCAGCCUUAACUUAAACAGCAAAAUGGCAUGUCCGAAAUUUGAGGGUACAGAGACGAAGGAUACAACUGAAAACAGUUCUUCCAUGGGAGAGAAUGGCUUAAGUAUAGAAACAAACUUGCCAGUUCAUGUCAAUGGCAGAGAUGGUUCAAUGGAUUCUCUGCCCACAAAUAUGACCAAUAAUAUCAACUCGAAAGAAAUGAAGCAGGGUGAAGAGGAGGAGACAGAAAUGCUUCCUUCCAAGGAUCCCAUAAAAUCACUAAUGAAUGGUGACCUGACUCAAGACAGCCAGAACGAGAAAGCUCAGCCUAAUGAGGAGACCCGGAUGGACAAGUCAAACUUGGAGUAUCUGCCCUCUCAGAAGGUUGCCAGACUGGACGGCAACUCUGAGGGCAUAGCUGAUUCUGCUAUUAGUUCUUCUCCCUCCCAGCUUUCCCCAGCAGAAACUGUAAAGUCAGAUGGGCUUAGUAACAGUACCAAGGUAUCACCAAUGGAGACUGAAGAGUCCAGGUUGAAAACUUUCAGCCCCUCGCCCAUUCUGGACUCAACGGAGGAGUCCAGCCUAAGCAGUGAUGUUGCUGAGAAUAGCACUAACAGUGGUAGCGGAGUCCAGACCAUAAUUACGCAAGUCACCACUACUACCACUACAACCACUACAGUGUCUGAGUCACACACUGUUGAAGCAUCCAGCUUGCUCGAUGGUACCACUAACAGUAAAGCUUGUUCAGCAUUGACAUCAGCUGAAUCAAAAGUGGAAUCCACCAUGUCAGUCUCUACUCUUUCCACUACAACUACCACCACAGUUACCAAGGUUACAAACCCAUCCCAUGGAGCCAAAAUUACAGAACAGUGCAAGACUGUUGUCACAGCAACAUUUACUGAUGCUAAAUCAGCACCCUCAAGUACCUCUGUGACCUCCAUCACCCUGAGUAAGGAGUACUCCACCAGAGACAGAGUGCGGUUAUUGAAGUUCUCCCGUUGCAAGAAGACCCGGUCUGGUACGGCUCUGCCUUCAUAUCGCAAGUUUGUAACAAAGAGCAGCAAGAAGAGCAUUUUCGUUCUCCCGAACGAUGACCUAAAGAAGCUUGCAAGGCGAGCAGGUAUCCGUGAGGUGCCUGUCUUUAAUUACAAUGCCAAGCCAGCUUUAGACAUCUGGCCCUAUCCAUCCCCAAGGCCCACAUUUGGAAUCACAUGGAGGUACCGGCUUCAGACAGUAAAGUCUUUGGCUGGAGUGAGUCUGAUGUUACGCCUGCUUUGGGCAUGCCUCAGGUGGGAUGAUAUGUCAGUGAAGCCCUCUCCUGCUGUUGGAACCACGCGCACAGAAACAUCUGACACUGAGAUAACGACAACAGAGAUUAUUAAGCGAAGAGAUGUGGGACCUUAUGGUAUUCGCUCAGAGUAUUGCAUCAGGAAAAUUAUUUGCCCCCUGGGUGUGCCUGAGACUCCCAAAGAGACCCCCACACCCCAAAGAAAGGGUCUGCGCUCAAGUGCUCUGCGGCCAAAGAAACCAGAGCCCUCUAAGCAGACGGGGCCCGUUGUGAUGGAGAACUGGGUGCCAGAGGAGGAGCUGGAACUGUGGGAGAUACGAGCCUUUACUGAAAGGGUUGAGAGGGAAAAGGCACAAGCAGCAGACCCAACUAAGGUUAGUGUGCAGAAGACAGCAGAGGAGGUCAAGGCCCAGUUGGAAGCUCAACUAAAGCAACAGAGAUUGGCAGCCCAACAGAAACGUUUGGAGCAGCAGAAAACUGGAGUAACCACAGUCCAAUCCAGCUUGAGCAGUACACCUACCAGCACUGCAUCUUCCACCCAGAAGGUGGUGGUAGGUUCUCUGACCAGUCCUGUCACCCCUGGGACAAAAGUGGUACUUGCCACCAAGUUAGGUACUCCGGUGCAAUUUCAGCAGGGCAAGAACUUCCAGCAGUCCUUUGCCUCCUGGGUCAAGCAGGGCCAAACAAGCAAUACAGCCUCCACUACUUCCGUUACCACAGUGGCAGCGAGUAGCGUCAGCACGUCUGGGCAAACGUUCCAGAUUGCCGCUGCCUCAGGCUUGAUGACUGGCAAUGUCAUCACCGCCAAACUGCCUCUGCCGGCCAACAGCAAGAUAGUCACAGUGAACGUGCCAACCACGCAAGGAGGUGUUGUCCAGGUGCAGCAGAAGGUUGUGGGCAUCAUUCCAUCAAGUACAGCACCCACGGCUCAGUCAUUCUCCUCAUUCCAGCCCCGUUCGGGCAGUGUCAACAUCCGACCCAACACCAGCACCUCUACACAGCAAGCCACUACUGGAACCCCUGUCCGGCCUGGGAUGACAGUAGUUCGUUCACCCCUCCAACAGGCCACAACAUUGGGCAAGACCAUCAUACGCACACCUCUAAUGGUUCAACAAGGUCAGGGUCAGCAGGUGGUAACUCAGAUCAUCCGAGGAACACCUGUAUCAAAGGCUGUAAGCAGCAGUACCCCAACGCAGGUGGUUGGUUCUCCCCCUCGACCCUCCACCCCCGGGCAGCCCCAGACUCCACAGACACCCAGCAGCACCCGACCACAGCAAGGCCAAGUUAAACUCACCCUUGCUCAGCUAACGCAGCUCACUCAAGGAGCUCAGGGUGGAAAUCCAGGUUUGACUGUGGUGAUCCAGGGUCAGGGGCAGACCACAGGGCAGCUGCAGGUCAUCCCACAGGGUGUGACUGUGAUCCCAGGUCCUGGUCAGCAGCUCAUGCAGGCAGCUAUGCCAAAUGGCCAGGUCCAGCGCUUCCUCUUCACUCCUAUGCCACCAGCACCAGCUACUCCAGCUCCCACUGUAUCCACACCCAGCACCUCAGCCACUCCCGCUAGCAGCAGCACAGCUACAACCACCACUGCCGGACCUACAACGCCAACGCGGCCAGCAAUACAACCUGCAGCCCAGGUCUCACCCAUCAUCCAACCCUCCAGCCUUCCUUCAUCUCCACCUUCUCUUUCUAAAUCUCAACCUACGUUACAGCCAACCACCACAUCCCAAACACCAACAUCAUCUGCUCCAGUUCCUGCUCUGCAAACUCAGUUUUCUUCACCGCAGGCCCCGCUGCAAACACAAUCCCAAAUCCAACCCCAAACUCAGUCACAACCACAAAGCCAGUCCCAAGCCCAACUACAUCAAAUCCAGCCACAAGCCAAAACCCAACCACAAAUUCAAAGCCAGCUACAGCAACAACCCCAAAUCCAGCCCCAACCCCAACCUCAAUCCCAGUUGCAGCACCAAGUUCCAUCACAACCCCAAUCACAGCUCCAAAUCCAGUCUCAACAGCAACCCAAACUCCAACCUCAGCAGCAGACUCAAGCCCAGCCACAACUUCCUCCCCAACAGCAACUCCAACCCCAACUCCAACUUCAGCCUCAACAGCAGCCCCAACACCAGGCACAACUUCCUCCCCAACAGCAACUCCAACUCCAGCCGCUACUUCAGCCUCAACAGCAAAUCCAACCCCAGCCGCUACUUCAGCCUCAACAGCAAAUCCAACCCCAGCCACAACUUCAGCCUCAACAGCAGUCCCAGCUCCACCCACAGCCUCAACAGCAGUCCCAGCUCCACCCACAGCCUCAACAGCAGUCCCAGCUCCAACCACAGCCUCAACAGCAAUCCCAGCUCCAACCACAGUCACAACAGCAAUCCCAACUCCAACCACAGCUUCAACAGCAAUCCCAACUCCAGCCACAGCCUCAACAGCAACUCCAAUCACAGCCACAGCUUCAGUCCCAUCAGAAACUCCAACCACAGCCACAGCUUCAGUCCCAACAGAAACCCCAUCCCCAGCCACAGCUUCAAACCCAGCAGCAACCUCAACUCCAUCCUCAGCUGCAACUUCAGCCUCAGCAGCAACCCCAACUCCAUCCCCAGCUGCAACAUCAGACUCAACAGCCACAACUCCUGCCUCAACAGCCUUCCCAUGUCCAACCGCAGCCACAACUACAGCCCCAACCUCAGUCUCAUUUGCCUGCUCAAACCCCAGUCCAGCCCACUUCCCCCUUACCUGUUUCUCAUGUAGCCCAAGUGACUUCGCCCCCAACACAGGUAGCCUCCAUUGCUGUAGCACCACAGGUAACCCAGACCACGGUAACUCAGGUUCGGCCUCAGAUCCAGCUCCCUGCCCAGCUUCUUAGUGUUCCAGGGAUCCAGCAACAAGUCCUGUCCCACAUCCAGAACCAAGUGGCAGCACAGCUCCAGGCCCAGCAUGGUACCCUUCCCCAGCAGAUCAAACUACAGCUGCCUAUCCAGAUCCAGCAGCAGGGUGGAGGUCAGGUGCAGACACAUCAGAUCCAGAAUGUGGUGACAAUUCAGACAACCAGCGUCCAGGAGCAACUCCAGCGCAUCCAGCAGCUGCGAGAUCAGCAGCAGCAGAAGAAGAAGCAGCAAGAGGCUAAGAGGGAGCAGGCUCAACAAGCUGCCAGCCAGAGCGAGCUGCUGCAGAAGCAGGUGGUCAUGAAGCAGAAUGCAGUCAUAGAGCACUUAAAGCAGAAAAAAGCCAUGACUCCUGCAGAGAGGGAGGAAAAUCAGAGGAUGAUUGUUUGUAACCAGGUGAUGAAGUUCAUACUGGAUAAGAUUGACAAAGAUGAAAAGCAGGCAGCCAAAAAGCGAAAGCGGGAGGAGUCAGUGGAGCAGAAGCGCAGCAAACAGAAUGCCAGCAAACUCUCGGCUCUGCUCUUUAAACACAAAGAGCAGCUGAAAGCUGAGAUCCUGAAGAAGAGAGCACUGCUGGAUAAGGAGCUACAGGUGGAGGUGCAGGAGGAGCUGAGGAAAGAUCUGAGCAAGCUGAGGAGGGAGAAGGAGAAAGCCCAGGCUGCAGCAUCUCAAGCAGCUGCCACAGCCAUUAGUGCCCAGACGGCCUCACUCUCGACACACCCCUCCACGGUUACUUCACCCCCCUCCAGCCAUAAACGCAAACGAGAUGAGGAGCGCGAUGCAGCCCUGUCUAAGAGCAAGAAGAAGAAGAUGAUCUCCACCUCGUCGAAGGACAGCAAGAGAGACACAAAACUGUACUGUGUAUGCAAAACACCCUACGACGAAUCCAAGUUUUAUAUUGGCUGUGAUCUCUGUUCAAACUGGUACCAUGGUGAGUGUGUGGGCAUCACAGAGAAGGAGGCCAAGAAGAUGGACGAUUACAUCUGUAUGGAAUGUAAAAGAGCACAGGAAGGCAGCACAGAGGAGCUCUAUUGCAUCUGCAGAACACCAUACGAUGAGUCGCAGUUCUACAUUGGCUGUGACCGCUGUCAGAACUGGUACCAUGGACGCUGCGUAGGCAUUCUGCAGAGUGAGGCGACUCACAUUGAUGAAUAUGUGUGCCCUCAAUGCCAGUCUACAGAAGAGGCCAUGACCGUCCUGUCCCCGCUCACAGAUAAGGAUUAUGAGGGUUUGAAGCGAAUCCUCCGCUCCUUACAGGCCCACAAAAUGGCAUGGCCAUUUCUGGAACCAGUGGACCCUAAUGAUGCUCCAGAUUACUAUGGAGUCAUAAAGGAACCAAUGGAUCUAUCCACAAUGGAACAGAGGAUACAGAAACGGUUUUACAGCAAGCUAACGGAAUUUGUAGCGGACAUGACCAAAAUUUUCGACAACUGCCGCUAUUACAACCCCAGUGACUCACCUUUUUACCAGUGUGCCGAGUUCUUGGAAUCCUUCUUUGUACAGAAGCUCAAAGCUUUCAAAGCAAGCAGAUUGAUGUCUUGAGUCUGACGUAUAGCUGGAAUCUAUGCUGAAGGGGUGGAGUUUCUCUUUUAUAGAUACAUGGAACUUGCUGUUUUACGAGCAGCUGAAACUCCACAUGAUUUUUAUAUUUAAGUUAAUUCAGUAAUUUUUUUCUUCCGAAGGGGGGGAAAAAAAAAACCUCAUUCAAAGCCAAAAGUGUCUCAAGCAUGGCUUCAUUGACAAUCACAGAAUGGCAGCCAUGUUGUUAAAUGAUGAAUACAAGAGAGAUGUCUUAAGUGCAUACAAGGUUAUGUGGAUUUUUUUAAAACCCUCUUGUUAAUAAUGUUCACGUAUUAGUAAUUAUGAUAUUUUAUUUGUAUAUGCCUAACAAUAAUGCCUUUUUUUCCCUCAAAUGUGUUUACUUUGGCACUGGUAAAAUAUUUUGUAUAUUUUAUUGUAAGAUGGAUUGGAUUAGUCUCUUAUGCAGCCUUUUUCGGUUCAUCCGCUUGUCCUGGACUAAUGCGUUGGUUUAUCAUGUGUUCUCAUAGGUGAAUAAAUCUUUGCUCAUCAUUCAUCUGCAAUAUUUUGUCAGUCGAACAAUAAUAAAAAGCUUGUAUUUAAAAUGUGUCUUUUGGCAGAUUCUGCUUUUAAAUCCUUUUGUGAAGGAUUUUAUGUUAUAAAAAUGGUGAUACAGAAUUGGAGAAUUGAAUAUUUUGUGUAGAGUUGUUAUACAGACCUUACCGUGACAUUUCGCUUUGAAUUCUUUUGUUAACAAAAUGCCAGUGACCCAUAUCAUAAUUAGCUACAAAAUUACUUACAGAAAUGCAGAAAAGAUUAAAUUCUAGAAAUGCAGCAAAAUGGCAGGAGGCCUUUCCUUGCAGAUUUAUGCCAACAUGGCUGCCAUGUCCACUCCCGUCCCAUAUCAUCACCCUCCGGGCAUUGCAUACGUGUCCUUUUGCUAUCUGUCUCAUUUCCUUUCAUUUGUCUCGUGUUUUUUUUUUUCCUCGUGUCAUAUCCGCUGUUCAAUAAAAACCUCAAACAGCUUCACUUCAGUUUGCUCUCUUUUGUAUUCUGUAGGUCUCAUAACAACAAACUACAGUCUUCAGCUUCAUAGAAUACAACCACACGUGGUGCUAACGCACAUCUCUAAAGGAUAUGUUUGGGGGGAGGGGGGAACUCUGAACAGUCGAUCCAAGGGAACCAGGCAUCUUCUAUGUCAAGGAUGCCCUACACAUUCUCCAUUGUCUUUCUCUCUCGACCCAAACUGACGGUUCUUCCCAGUCGACCAGCAACGCACAUGACUGCAGUGUUUAAAGCAGCGUCUCUUUGACAUGCCCUGCUCUCUGACUGGAGUGAACAGGCAGCCGAGGGAUUACAUGAAGCAUUUUGUAACAUUUGUUACCUCAAAGCAAUGACUUUUGGAUGGAACUCCGUGUUUUUUUAAAAAUCAUGUUUGCAUAAUCCAGGGUCCAGGUCUACAUAUACCUUUCAUGACAAUAGACAAUGACAUGUUUUCAUGUGAUGUGCAAGAAUUAGGUGGAUCCUGGACACAACUGACUGUGUUUCAAAAGCAGUUGGUUUUGUGGUGGAUUAGAGUUCAGGAUGCCUGAAAGAGUAAACUUUAUUCAGAUGCAGGUUUUUAGCUGUUUCAUGUCGAGUGACUGAAGCAGCUGAAAACCAAGAUCAGUCGGGAGGCAUUCUGUUUGUAUGUCUAUUCUUCCUUUUUCUUUCUUUUUUUGUAAUACAGCUGAAGAAAUAUUGAUGUAUAUGAAUCGUAAAUAAAUGGAAAGAGUUCUCUUUCCCACACUGA